Messenger RNA from Saccostrea cuccullata (small rock oyster), 1107 nucleotides. Its product is annotated as islet cell autoantigen 1-like. Lineage: Eukaryota; Metazoa; Mollusca; Bivalvia; Ostreida; Ostreidae. The coding region runs from base 1 to 1107 and encodes 368 amino acids. The record is from RefSeq and is a predicted model, not a curated record. Gene Ontology annotation, biological process: regulation of transport. The transcript is spliced from 8 exons. Gene Ontology annotation, molecular function: protein domain specific binding; metal ion binding. Gene Ontology annotation, cellular component: Golgi apparatus.
AUGGAAGAUACUGAGGAAACUCUGGCUGAACUGGUGGACUCUAACUUCCUGAAGUGUUCCAGCUGUUGCCAUGACUACCAGAACCCUUGCCUGUUGCCGUGCCUACACAGUCUAUGUGAGGACUGCAUUCAGAAGCUUCCUCGUCAGAUCAGCGCUCCGACAGAAAACACAGAGUCCUCAGAAAACAGUGUCCUCCAGAAGUUCUCCUGUCCGUUAUCACUACGAGUGCCUCUAGUACGUCUGUACCAGGAAGUGGAGACUUUCCGAUACCGUGCCAUAUCUGACACUCUGAUGACUAUAAAUAGGAUGGAGGCAGCCCGGACGGAGUACAGGGGGGCCCUACUGUGGAUGAAGAAUGUCUCUGAGGAACUCGAUCCUGACACCUACAAACAACUGGAAAAGUUCCGAAAAGUGCAGGCCCAGGUUAGAAAGACGAAGGCCAAGUUUGACAAGCUGAAGUUGGAUGUGAUGCAGAAGGUGGACCUGUUAGCCGCAUCUCGCUGUAACAUGUUCUCUCACGUCCUCGCUAAUUACCAAUCUACGCUGCUCCACUUCUGGGAGAAAACUUCACGCACCAUGACAGCUGUGGCAGAAAGCUUUAAAGGAUACCAAUAUUAUGAAUUCAACAUCAUCAAAGAACUGGCUGAACCCAGUAAAAAGUUAUCGGAGGAAACGUCAAAAUCGGAACCAGCAGAGCGAGACACCACUGACGAGGAGUUUGAUCCCAGCAACUGUAAAAAGUGCACAAGUAGAAAGUCAAAUGAAGAGUCACAGUCACUUGUCUUAGGGUACACAGAGGAGGACGACCAGAGCGAGGGGAUUUGUCCGGAGUGUGGACAUUUCUUUCAAGGAGAGGGAGACAACUAUCCUAGCACUGAUCUAGGACAGAAUGCUAACACUGAGAGUAGUCUCCCUUCACAGAUACAGGAAAUGUGUUCAGAAUCAAGUGAAGAUAAUAGGUUGAUAGCAUUUGAUGAGGAAGAGGGAGAAACAGAAAAUGCAGAAAUUAGAAAUGACAGCCUACAGAAUCUAUAUGACAUGAGUACAGAAAAUCAGAACAAUUCCACUGACCUUGGGAACAAUGUUAAGGAUGCCGCUAAUUUAUAG